Molecule: messenger RNA, 1107 nt
Organism: Talpa occidentalis (Iberian mole)
Lineage: Eukaryota; Metazoa; Chordata; Mammalia; Eulipotyphla; Talpidae
Gene: APOA5
Product: apolipoprotein A5
Exons: 3
Coding region: 1-1107 (368 amino acids)
Biological process (GO): cholesterol biosynthetic process; positive regulation of lipid biosynthetic process; cholesterol efflux
Cellular component (GO): chylomicron; extracellular region; high-density lipoprotein particle
Molecular function (GO): cholesterol binding; phosphatidylcholine-sterol O-acyltransferase activator activity; phospholipid binding
Source: RefSeq, a predicted model, not a curated record
AUGGCAAGCACGGUUGCAGUUCUGACCUGGGCUCUUGCCCUUCUCGCAGUGCUUUCAACUUCCCAGGCACGGAAAGGCUUCUGGGACUACUUCAGCCAGAGCAGCAGGGACAAAGGCAAGGUGGAGCAGAUCCAGCAGCAGAAGUUGGCAUGGGAGCCCGCGAGCCUGAAAGACAGCCUUGAGCAAGACCUCAAUAUGGACAAGUUCCUGGAAAAUCUGGGCAUGCUGGGUGAGCAGAUGAGGGAGCUUCCUGAGCUCCCACAGGACGUGGUGGACAUGCGUCAGCAGCUGCAGGACGAGUUGGAGGAGGUGAAGGCACGCCUGGAGCCCUACAUGGCGGAGGUGCACGAGCGCGUGGGCUGGAACCUGCAGGGUCUACGGCAGCAGCUGAUGCCCUACACCACGGAGUUGAUGGAGCAGGUGGCUCUGGGUGUGCAGGAGCUGCAGGAGCAGUUGCGCGUGGUCAGAGAGGGCACCAAGGCCCAGCUGCGGGGGGGAGUGGACGAGGCCCGGGGCCUGCUACAGAGCCUGCAGAAUAGUGUUGUGCAUCACACCGGCCGCGUCAAGGCGCUCUUCCACCCCUAUGCCCAGCGCCUGGUGACCGGCAUCGGGCGCCACGUGCAGGAGCUGCAUCGCAGAGUGGCGCCACACACCUCUGCCAGUCCUGCGCGCCUCAGCCGCUGCGUGCAGGCGCUGUCUAGCAAGCUCACGCUCAAGGCCAAAGCCCUGCACGUGCGCAUCCAGCAGAACUUGGACCAGCUGCGCGACGAACUCAGUGCUUUUGCCCGAGCUGGCUUGGAUGCAGAGGAAGGGGCUGGUCCGGACCCCCAGGUGCUCUCCGAGGAGGUGCGCCAGCGGCUCCAGGCCUUCCGCCAGGACACCUUCCAGCAGAUCGCUGCCUUCACCCGAGCCAUCGACCAGGAGACCCAGGAGAUCCAGCAGCAGCUGGCACCACCCCCGCCGAGCCACAGCAACUUUGCCCCAGAGUUCCUUCAAGGCGACGAUGGAAAGGCCUGGAGACAGCUGCAGGCCCGUCUGGACGAACUGUGGGAAGAUAUCAAUUAUAGCCUUCAAGACCAUGGUCAGGGUCAUCUGAGGGAGCCCUGA